Molecule: messenger RNA, 6657 nt
Organism: Bradysia coprophila
Lineage: Eukaryota; Metazoa; Arthropoda; Insecta; Diptera; Sciaridae
Gene: Col4a1
Product: Collagen type IV alpha 1
Biological process (GO): extracellular matrix organization
Cellular component (GO): collagen trimer
Molecular function (GO): extracellular matrix structural constituent conferring tensile strength
Source: RefSeq, a predicted model, not a curated record
UUCAGUCUCCGAUCAGUACACUCUGGACGAUCCAUCGCGUUAGAUCGAAAGCCGUUUUCGUGCGGUGUGUGAUUUUGUUGUAUGUGGUUUGGAAUAAGAAAAUAAGAAAAAAGCGGAUAAAGAAAAACGGCCCAAAAAUCGCGAGUCGAAAUCGAAUUUUUUAUUAUUAAGAGUGAAGGUGUGUAACGAAUUAAGUGUGAACAAUAGGGGCUUUAUGGUUUAGCCCCAAAUAGAAAUUCUUCAUUGGAAUAAUAUCUGUGUAAAAGGCCUUUCAUAGGCCUGGGGAGCCAUGCGCACCCCAUUCAAACGAUUGACGGCAGUCGCUAUAUUAUUACUAUGUACAAUAGAAGCUAGAGCGCAAUUUUGGAAUGACGCGAACAGUGGUGGUGUAGGAUUAUUUAACCGACCGGACAAUUACAGAGACACCGAGGAAAACAAUUUUAAAGUAGACAGUUCGUACGAUAUAAUCGACUCAAAUAGCGCAAGACGUAGCGGUGAGCCACAAAGAAACUGCAGUGGAUCGAAUUGGUGCAUUCCGAAAUGUUUUGCUGAAAAAGGAAGUCGAGGUCUACCUGGUUUAACUGGUUUAACAGGUCAAAAGGGUGUACAAGGCUUCCCUGGCGGAGAAGGAUUGCCUGGUCCGAAAGGAAGCAAAGGUGAACCCGGAUUAGUCGGACCAAGAGGUUAUAAGGGAGACAUUGGUCAAAUCGGCAAACCAGGCUUUCCAGGAGUUGCUGGAGUUCCUGGACAUCAAGGAAAUACUGGGCCUCCGGGUAUUGCUGGUGUCGAUGGAUGUAAUGGAACUGAUGGAAAUCCUGGUGUUUCUGGUUUCGAUGGAAAUCCUGGACCCCGCGGUCUUCCUGGAGCGUUAGGUGAAAAGGGAGAAAAGGGUGAACCUGCUCGAUUACCCGAUAAUUAUCUAAAGGGACAAAAAGGUGAACCAGGUUUCGAGGGAAGACCUGGAGAACGUGGUCAGCCGGGACAAAGUGGACCUAGAGGACCAACUGGUAAUGAAGGCAGGCCUGGUGUUCCCGGACUUCGUGGUGAAACUGGAGUCAAAGGUGAAAAGGGUGUCUCUUGUGUAUUUGUUUCGGGACCUCCUGGUGAGCCUGGUGAUAAAGGUGACAAAGGCGAUAAAGGAACAUCAAAUAUUGGGUAUGCAACAACCAGUCCCACAAACAAUGCCGGCCCACGAGGCGAUAGAGGUGAACACGGCGAGAAAGGUGAUAUGGGACCGAAGGGUGAUAGUGGAUACAUUGGACAAAAGGGUCAAUAUGGUGACAUAGGACCUAAAGGUGAAAAAGGAUUGUCUGGACCACCUGGCCCUAGAGGUCGUGAUGGAAACUACGGACCUAUUGGACCUUCGGGACAAAAAGGUGAUCGCGGUGUCGAAGGAUUACGUGGUCUCGACGGAAAGCCAGGUCUAAAGGGUGAACCCGGUCAGCCCGGCAGAUAUGGUGCACAAGGUUUACAAGGACCUCCUGGACCACCAGGUGGUGGGCAUGGAACACCUGGACCAGCUGGACCUAAAGGACCGAGAGGUUUUCGUGGACCGCCAGGACCGAAAGGAUUAGAUGGCUUUAAUGGAGAUGUUGGACCUCGAGGGCCUGUUGGUAUGAAAGGAGGACAAGGUAUUCCUGGAAAGCCUGGUCCAGAAGGUCUGUCUGGUGAAAAAGGACAAAAAGGAGCGUACGGACAAAUCGGUUUGCCAGGUCCAAUGGGUCCAAGAGGUUUGGUUGGACAGACAGGACCUGAAGGACCACGAGGUGACACAGGACUUCCAGGAAUCGGUUUACCGGGUCCACGUGGUGACGAUGGCAUGCCUGGAUUACCAGGAAUGAAAGGACAAAAAGGAGAACGAGGAUUCAAAGGUGUUAUUGGUGUUCCUGGCGAUUCAAGAGAUGGAAGACCAGGUAUGCCAGGUAGACCUGGUCCAGUUGGUGAAAGAGGAGAAGCAGGUCGUCCAGGAUUGCCAGGAAUGAAGGGAGACAUUGGUGAGAAGGGUGACAUUGGCGGUCGCUGUUCCGAUUGCAGACCAGGUAUUAAAGGUGACAAGGGUGAUGCUGGUUUAGAUGGUCUACACGGUGCAAUGGGACCUCCAGGAAUUCCAGGUGAACGAGGUUAUCCUGGAGAAACAGGUGCUGAUGGUUUGAAUGGUUUGCCGGGUCCAGUUGGUGAACCUGGCAAAGAUGGCGUGCCUGGAAGACCUGGUCUUGAAGGACCGAGAGGUGAAAGUGCAUUUAUUGCUUUGGAUCAAAUAGAAGCAAUCAAAGGCGAUAAGGGAGAACGUGGUGAAACUGGAAGAAUCGGCCCGAAAGGAGAUGAAGGACAGCGCGGAGCACCAGGUUUCGAUGGACCAAAAGGAACGACAGGAUUAAAGGGUGACGCAGGAAGGCCAGGACAACCAGGAAUUGACGGUGCACCUGGAAGACCCGGAUUAGAUGGAUUCCCUGGACAGAAAGGUUUAAGCAUUAAAGGUGAACCUGGUGUUCCUGGACGAGAUGGUGAUCGAGGACAGAAGGGUGAAUCUGGAUUUGAAGGCCAAAAAGGUGAACAAGGUCAGUGCCCACCAACGAAUAUAGCAGCUGGAUUCAAAGGCAGCAAAGGUGAUCAAGGCCAAAAAGGAGAUCAGGGACCGCAAGGUUACACUGGAAGUCCUGGUGAGAAAGGUUUACAAGGAUUGGUUGGAGAGAAAGGACAGACUGGGCCUGUUGGACCUGCUGGACCAGUUGGCCCUAGAGGAUUGCCGGGACCGAGAGGAGAGAAAGGAAAUCAAGGUCCGAUGGGCUUUGUGGGCAAUCCUGGCAAAAAUGGACUACGAGGUGUUCCUGGAAGACCCGGCGCACCAGGCAUUAAAGGAGAACAAGGAAUUUCAAUGGUUGGACCUACUGGACCGAAAGGUAACACUGGAUUCCCUGGCCUAAAAGGUGACCGAGGUGCAACUGGUGAAAGAGGUCUUGACGGUUUACCUGGUGCUGUCGGUUAUCCUGGAGAAAAAGGUGAUACAGGAUUUGCUGGUAAUCCCGGCCAGCCUGGUUUGCAUGGAGAAAAGGGUGAUCUUGGACCUAAAGGACCUGCUGGUUUGUCCGGUCCGCCUGGAAGACCUGGAAUGGAUGGAGUGAGAGGUUUGCCCGGCGAGAAAGGAGAAGCAGGAGCGACUGGAAUGAUUGGUAUGCCAGGUGUAAAAGGUGAACGUGGAGAGCCUGGUGUUGAUGGUGCUAAAGGUUACCAAGGUCACAAAGGUUUGUCAGGUUUACGAGGACCACCUGGACAAGCAGGUCCAAGUGGAUUACGAGGUGAAAAGGGUGAAAGAGGUUUGCCAGGAUUGGAUGGUCCACCUGGUGUUGAUGGUCCAUUAGGUCAUCCAGGUGUAUCAGGACUGAAAGGUGAUAUUGGCCCACCAGGACCAGCUGGUUUGGAUGGCUUGCCUGGACGAAAUGCAGAAAAAGGUGAAAGAGGAUUGCCUGGACCAGUCGGACCUAAAGGAGAAGCUGGAAAUGUAUCUGAAAAAGGACAGAAAGGUGAACCUGGUGUUCCAGGAUUAAGAGGAGCCGAUGGUUUAGAUGGAUUACCUGGACCGCUUGGGCCGAAAGGUGAUGCUGGUAUUCCUGGCUAUGGACGUCAAGGUCCAAUUGGACAAAAAGGUGAACCUGGUAUCGAUGGAAGAGAUGGUUUGAUGGGAUUACAGGGUGAAAAAGGAGACCGCGGUAGUACUGGAUUGAGAGGACUAAAAGGUGAUAAGGGACAAGUUGGAAGACCAGGAACUCCAGGACAGCCAGGUAUGGAUGGUGCACGAGGCGUUGAUGGUCCACCUGGAUUGCGUGGUUUUGAUGGUGCACCUGGACUAAAGGGAGAAAGGGGAAUGGUUGGUCUUGAAGGAUUGAAAGGCGACCAAGGUCCAGCUGGAAGAUAUGGUUUGCAAGGUCCAGCAGGACCAAAAGGUGAUCGCGGUUUUACUGGUGAACCUGGCACACCGGGACCUUUGAUUGAAAUUAAAGGACAAAAAGGUGAGCCUGGAGUGUUUGGACUUGUGGGACUUACCGGCGAACCAGGUUUAGUUGGUCCGCGUGGUGAACCUGGUCUAGAUGGUAUCAAGGGAAAUCAAGGAUUAAGUGGUCCACGUGGAUUACCUGGAAUGAAUGGAUUACCAGGACCAAAAGGAGAUCGUGGAUUGCCUGGCGAUGUUGGUGAGACGGGUCCAGUUGUUAAAGGUGAAAAAGGUUUGCCUGGACGACCCGGAAAGCAUGGACGAAAUGGACCGAUGGGAUUGAUUGGAUUGAAGGGAGACAAGGGUUUGCCAGGAUUGUCUGGUGAAACAGGUCUGCGCGGUCUUCCAGGUCCACAAGGUCGACAAGGUGAAAAGGGAGAUCGUGGAUUAACUGGUGCUCCUGGAUUCGAUGGAGCCGAUGGUAGACCUGGAGCUCCUGGACCAGUGGGUGAAAGAGGUUUCCAAGGUGAACGUGGUGAACCUGGACCAGCGGGCUAUGAAGGACAAAAGGGAGAACGUGGUCUUUCUGGUUUACCUGGACCAGCAGGUUUGAACGGACAACCGGGACCUAAAGGUAAUGUCGGACAACCUGGAUUCGAUGGUCCACCUGGACCAAUUGGUUUGAUCGGAGAAAAGGGCAAUCCUGGUCUUCGUGGUCGAGACGGUAGAGAUGGUUUCUCAGGAGAAAAGGGUGACAAAGGAGAACCCGGAUUAGUUUCACCACCUGGACCACCAGGUUUGCCUGGACAACCUGGACGCGAUGGUAUAAAGGGAGAUCGUGGUUUGCCGGGACCACCUGGAGUUGAGGGUCCACCUGGUUUACGCGGAGAAACUGGAUUAACAGGUUUAAGAGGUCUUGAAGGACAAAGAGGAUCGCCAGGUCUACGAGGAGAAAUUGGUUUCCAAGGAACCCCUGGUCUCGAUGGACAGCCUGGACAACCGGGACCGAAAGGAGAUCAAGGUUUACCUUGCACUCAAGCUCCUGAUUAUCUUACGGGCAUUUUGCUAGUCAAACAUAGUCAAUCGGAAGAAGUUCCCAGAUGCGAAGCCGGUCACAUUAAAUUAUGGGAUGGUUACUCAUUGCUGUACGUCGAUGGAAACGACUAUCCACACAAUCAAGAUUUAGGUUCACCCGGAUCCUGUGUACGAAGAUUCUCCACACAACCUGUACUGGUCUGUAGCCAAAAUAAUGUAUGCAACUAUGCAUCACGAAACGAUCGAUCAUUCUGGCUGUCCACAUCAGCCGCUAUUCCAAUGAUGCCUGUUCAAGAAGAGGAGAUCCGACAACACAUUUCCAGAUGUGUUGUAUGCGAAGUACCAUCAAACGUAAUUGCCGUACACAGUCAGUCGAAUGCAAUUCCAGACUGUCCACGAGGCUGGGACUCACUAUGGAUCGGUUACAGUUUCUUAAUGCACGUUGCUGUCGGUAAUGGUGGUGGUGGACAAGCACUAUCCGGACCAGGUUCAUGUCUCGAAGACUUCCGUGCAACGCCAUUUAUUGAAUGUAAUGGUGACAAAGGACAUUGUCAUUACUAUGACACGCAGACUAGUUUCUGGUUGGUGACACUAGACGAUUCACAACAGUUCUCCAGACCCGAACAACAAACACUAAAAUCGGGCAAUUUAUUAACUAGAGUAUCACGGUGCCAAGUUUGUAUAAGAAAUUAAAACGAAAAAAGAAAGAUUUUGUAUAAAAUAUUGGAUAGGUUUUUGUAUUAUCUUGUUGUUUUUUUACCAAUCUCAAAAUACAGAACGUUCAACUUGCUGAACGUUCUGAUGUGUUCAUUAUACCAAAAAUAAAUAAAAUGAAGAAGAAAAAUUGCUCUUAGCUGCCUUAAAAAACCAUUUGUAACGAAAAACAUUGUAAUUAAAAUUAAUUAUUUUUGUAAAACUAGAAUUUCUUGCAGUUUUGUUUCUUUAAUUUUUUUUCGAGUUAAACGCUCAAACCAACAAAGCCAACAAUCGCAGGCUAGAGUAAUUUUCAAUUGAACAUAAUUCUACACCUAAAUUGUUUAGAUCCUGGGAUUUUGGAAACGAAUGGACAAACAAGAAGUUUACAAAUUUUUCCUAUUUCUUGCGACAGUACACAUGAACAGCAAAAUUAUGAAUAUGAAAAACAAAUCAGAAUAACAACUUAAUGUGAUACGUGUAUAAAAAGAAAUGAAUCUAAUAAAAUAUAUGAAACAAAAAAAAACAUUUUGCCGACAGUUUUCACCUCCAAAAAAUCAGAUUUUUAUUUCGUUGUUGGAAUAAACCCAAGUUUUGUCUUAGCUUUAAAUUAAAAUUUAAAAAAAAAAUCAACUCGUUUCUCCUAUACCGAUAUCAACGGCUUAGUUAAUUUAAUUCUUUUUUGUUUUGUUAAAGUCGACAAUAAAUAAAUACCAAAAGUGCCAUUGUUGAAAGCAAUUAAAAACUGCAGCACGAAUAUUAAAUAUUUUUAAAAUAUGAUGUCGUCACGACGCUUUUUUAAUUGUUUUCGUUUAGGAAAUAGAAGAAAUUAAUCGAUAAAAAUUAUUUUUCUUUUGUAAUUUGCUAAUAGAUUUUCUGUCUAUCUCUCCUUUUAUUAUACGUUUCCGAUAAAAAAAAAAUUAAUCUAUUUUCCGACGAAGCAGUUCUAUUAAGUAAAUGUAUAUUCCUUUUAAAAGUUAAACAUAAACAGAAAAAUUAAA